AAAAUAAACGACAUAGAUUCCUCUUAAAAAAAAAAACUUUGGUCUUUCGAUUCUAACAACAAACGACACAACAAUAAAAAAGAAACAUCAUCGUAUUAAAAAUAUUUUAGUACAUUACAUUUUGGAGAUUUUAAGAAUGGUGAAAACAAAUUCGGAGAAACCUACGGCGGAACGAAGUGAUGCUUCAUUAUUCCGAGGAGUGAGGAAGAGAAAAUGGGGAAAAUAUGUAUCGGAAAUUCGGCUGCCAAACAGCCGCCAAAGAAUUUGGUUAGGUUCUUAUGAUUCCGCCGAGAAGGCGGCGCGUGCUUUCGACGCGGCGACGUAUUGCUUACGUGGCAGUGGUGCUAAGUUUAAUUUCCCCGGUGAUCCGCCGAGUAUUGCCGGAGGAAGGUCAAUGACACCUUCUCAGAUUCAAGAAGCUGCAGCCCGUUUUGCUAAUUCGGAUAUCCAUAAUGAGAAAUCGGGUCGACCCGAUAAUGUGAAAGUGGAAUCUGAGUCGUCGGAGGAGGGGACUUUAAUGUUGCCUAUGGAAUCACCGUCUCCGGCACUGUCAGAUGCGACGGUUCAGACUGAUUUUGACUCUAAGCAAAAUGGGUUGUUUUCAGAUUUGGUUGGUGUAAAUGGGUCGGGUUAUAGUGGACCCGAUUACAAUGUUUUUCCGGGUUUUGAUGAUUUUGGUGGAGAUUUCUAUGUGCCACCAAGUUAUGAUUAUGGAGAAGAGAACAUGGAUGGGUUGAUAAUUCAUGAUUCCUUUUUGUGGAAUUUCUAAGGGUUGAUUAAUGGGUUUAGAAGUGGCUCGGGUUGUGGAUGAUUUUAUUAUAUCCAAAAGCUAAUUCCGGAUCAAGAAAUUCGGGUUUGGGUUGGUCAAUUUUUUUAUAGGACCAUGCCUUUUGCUAAUUUAGUGGCCAAAGUAAAAAAAAAAAUUACCGAGUGACUGACAAGGUUUAAUUUAGUGGAUAUGAUUUAUGAUUAUAUUAGGACCAAAUUAUAUGAAUCACUUGUAACUAAAAAACUUAUGUAAUUGUUUUGCCUUUCAUUGAAUCAUAAUCAUUUUUCUUAUUUUGUUUGGUAA
This is a messenger RNA of Trifolium pratense (red clover), 1072 nucleotides long. RefSeq names its product ethylene-responsive transcription factor ERF017-like. The transcript has a single exon. Bases 137 to 769 code for a protein of 210 amino acids. Lineage: Eukaryota; Viridiplantae; Streptophyta; Magnoliopsida; Fabales; Fabaceae. The record is from RefSeq and is a predicted model, not a curated record. Gene Ontology annotation, biological process: regulation of DNA-templated transcription. Gene Ontology annotation, molecular function: DNA binding; DNA-binding transcription factor activity.